AUGUGGGACCGAGUACAGGAGCCCUGGGUCAAUGAAGAUACCAUUAAAGGGCUAAACAGCAGCAACUAUAACCUGGUUUACGCACUUAACAAAGCAGAUAUCACAGUGGUAAAGGUGGAACAGAAGGAAAAGCCCUUCUUCUUGGUCUCGACCUACUUGGCCCAUGACGAAGGCAUACCACCGGUCCCGCUCACCAGACUAGUAGAGGAGAACAGGAAGGAAGAUGUCCUAAUAGGGUGUGAUGCAAACGCAAGGCACACCGUAUGGGGUAGCUCCAGCAUAAACACCAGAGAUUUYGCAGCUGCUAUUUCGGCUUUUCCUGUAGAAGAGGGCCGUGAGAAUGGCGAGAAUGGCUGGUAUGUACCACAAGUGGAUGGGUCAUUCGUCUGGAUGACCAUUGAAGAGGGCGAGAAUGCAAUUGCGGAGCGUGAGAAACAGGACACAUUAGAAGGCCGUCUCAAUUUAGUGCCCGUCAACUAUUAUCUGUAUACGCAAAAGAAUCCAACCACUCCACAGAAAAUUACAGUCACCGCUGAAACUAUUUUGAACUCGAACUUCAAUGCCAGCAAUCCCACCAAAUUUUUAAUUCAUGGUUGGCUUCAGAGUUACAAAGCCGAUAUGAACAAGAAUAUUCGCGAUGCUUGGUUGAGUAAUGGUGACUACAACAUCAUUGUGGUGGAUUGGGCACGCGCUCGUUUAAUUGACUAUAUAUCCAGUGUWGUGGCUGUACCCAAAGUGGGMAAAAAGAUCGCCGACAUGAUUGAGUGUUUGGUAGAGAACCACGGUCUCUCCCUGAGUGAUACCGAGGUAAUUGGUCACAGUUUGGGUGCUCAAGCUGCCGGAUUUACGGGCAAAAAUAUUGCUUCUGGUAAAUUGCAUGCCAUUGUUGGGUUGGACCCCGCGCUGCCACUCUACAGCUACAAUAAGCCCAACAAGCGUCUCAACAGCGAUGAUGCUACAUAUGUUGAAUCCAUCCAGACUGAUGGUGGACAACUGGGUUUCCUGAAACCAAUUGGUAAAGGUGCCUUCUACCCGAAUGGUGGCAAAAAGCAACCCGGKUGUGGUCUGGAUUUGACUGGUGCCUGCAGCCAUGCUCGCUCUUGCAUCUAUUACGCCGAAGCUGUGAAAGCCGAUAAUUUCCCAAGCAUGCGUUGUGGUGACUAUCAAGAGGCCGUAAGUAAGAGUUGUGGUGUGUCAUACAGUAGUGUGAAAAUGGGUGCUGUUACGAACGCUUAUAUGGUGGCUGGAGAUUUCUAUGUACCCGUACGCAGCGCUGCUCCCUAUGGCUACGGAUCUGAUUAAGGAAAUUAUUUCUAUUAUAUCUGUAUAUACUGCAAGGAUAAACAUGAGUUCGAUAAAAAUAAUAA
Messenger RNA from Bactrocera latifrons, 1367 nucleotides. Its product is annotated as phospholipase A1-like. Gene Ontology annotation, molecular function: lipase activity. Bases 1 to 1302 code for a protein of 433 amino acids. The transcript is spliced from 4 exons. NCBI's taxonomy places the organism in Eukaryota, Metazoa, Arthropoda, Insecta, Diptera, Tephritidae. The record is from RefSeq and is a predicted model, not a curated record. Gene Ontology annotation, biological process: lipid metabolic process.